AUGGAAAAAUACUGUCGUGAUUGCUACGGAGAAAAGGUUAAUUUAAGUAGUGAUGAAUUCGUGAAAAUUAUGGUAGUUGAUGGUUGCUUUAUAAUUGAACUCUUCCGCAAGUAUUUUACUGCUGUUACCCCUGGAAAGUUUGCGAGAGAAGUUUUCAUAGAAAGGGAUGAUCCUGUGUUCAACAUGUCAUGGAUGAUCACGGCGCUCCUGUACGACCUGCUUCUACAUGAAAAUCAGAUUCCUUGGAGAGUUCUCGACUGUUUAUUCAAGCUCACAAGGGAAAACGAUGAAACAGAUGAACCUUCUCUAUCUGAGCUUACUCUCAACUACUUUGAGUAUUACACCAUAGGGGAAUAUCCAAAGAGAAUUGAAGAAGCGGCGGGAAGCAAGCAUUUACUUGACUUUAUGAGAAAAUGUUUAGUAGGAGGAACACAAAAGGAUAGUAAUAUUCAUACUAACCCAGUUCUGAAUCAAAUCCCUUGUGUUACGGAGCUUCUACAAGCUGGAGUCAAAUUUCAACUUACCAACGAUAGCAUGCUCAACAUAACCUUUGAAAAUGGAGUUAUGAAAAUUCCACCGAUCGUGGUUCACGAGAAUGGCGAGUCCCUCUUAAGAAAUCUCAUUGUUUACGAGCAGUGCGAAGCCAGCUCGGACGAAAUGGAAAUUACAUCUUAUGCUAUGGUGUUGGAUAACCUGAUCAACACCAGCUCGGAUGUGGACAUUCUGAUGCAGAAAAUAAUUUUAGAUACCGCUUUAAGCAAGGAGGAUAUAGCUAGCUUUAUCAAUAAGCUUUAUAAUAACACCAUCCCUGGCCAUUUCUCUUAUAAAAAGCUCACUGACAAAGUGAAUGAGCAUUAUCACCGUCGCUUCAAUAGAUGGAAAACAAUUCUCGCACGUGAUUAUUUCAACAAUCCAUGGUCAACUUUGGCAUUUGCUGGUGCCCUCUUGGGUUUGGGUUUGACCUUCAUUCAAACCUUAUAUGCCAUCCUGGCUUACAAGGCUCCUAAAAGUGAUGAAGGUUAUCAUUAUCCUUGA
Messenger RNA from Prunus avium (sweet cherry), 1035 nucleotides. NCBI's taxonomy places the organism in Eukaryota, Viridiplantae, Streptophyta, Magnoliopsida, Rosales, Rosaceae. The record is from RefSeq and is a predicted model, not a curated record.